AUGAGUACCGACAAUAGUGGUAGGGUAAAAAAGGCAAAGACUAAUACCAAAAAAGUACAUCCUUUCAAUAAGAUCGGUAGGAUCAAUAAUCCAAAAAUUGUUAAUUUUAGUGAUAAGCAAGAUGAAAGUGAUUCCGAUUCUAAUCAUGUGGAAAACCACAAAACUCUGAGGAAUAAAGCAAGGCAACUACUCAAAAUAAGAUCAGCAUUGCCCGUCUUUCAAAAUAAAGAUGAAAUAAUGGGACAUAUUGAAAGAAAUCAAGUUACUGUGCUUAUUGGUGAAACUGGUUCUGGUAAGUCGACACAAAUUCCUCAGUUUGUGCUGGAACAUUUAUAUAAGGUUAACAGAAAGGGAUCUAUUGCUGUGACACAACCUCGUCGUGUUGCUGCCAUAAAUUUAGCAACACGUGUGGCUAGUGAAAAUGGUUGCAAUGUUGGAGACAGAGUGGGCUAUUCUGUGAGAUUUGAUAAUACUACCAGUGCAAAGACAAGAAUAAAAUAUCUUACCGAUGGUAUGCUACUUAGAGAAUUAAUGAUGAACAAUUCCUUGAAAGAAUAUGAUACUAUAAUUAUUGAUGAAGCCCAUGAAAGAACAGUUCUAACAGAUUUAAUCUUAGGGUUUUUAAAGUCUCUCAUUAAUGGUCCAAGAAAAGAUCUAAAAAUAAUUGUCAUGUCUGCCACAUUACAGGCAAAAAAAUUUAGCGACUUCUUCGAUAAUGCACCAAUCUUAUUCGUUGAAGGUAGAAAAUUUAAUGUGUCACAGUACUACCUGAAAGAGCGCUCUGAAGAUAUUGUAGAUAGUAUCAUAAAGUGUUGCGUACAAAUUAAUCAAGGUGAGCAGCUAGGUGACAUUUUAUGUUUUUUACCUGGCCAAGAAGAAAUUGAUAAAGCAGUAACUAUAUUGAACAAAAUAAGCGAAGCCAUCCACAAAGAAACAAAAGUUCCAUUGAUGAUAGCAUUUCCAUUGUAUGCUGCAUUGUCUCCUGCAAAGCAAGCGCUAGUUUUUGCCCCAAUUAAAGGUUUUAAAAGGAAGGUAAUUUUCAGUACCAAUGUUGCUGAAACUUCUGUCACCAUAUCAGGAAUAAAAUUUGUUGUGGAUUCUGGACUUCGCAAAGUUAAAGUUUGGAGGCAUCAAUUAGGUUUAGCCACUUUAUUAACGGUACCAAUAUCGCAAGCCAGUGCUCUGCAGAGAAGUGGUAGAGCAGGUAGAGAAAGUGAAGGUAAAUGUUACAGACUAUAUCCUGAGGGAGACUUCAUGAAAUUACCGCAACAAACAGAACCUGAAAUUGCUCGUAGCGAUAUUACAUCCUCUGUCUUAAUGCUAAAAAGAUAUAACGUCAACGAUAUUAUUAAUUGGACCUGGUUCGAGAAUCCGGGAAAGGAAGCCAUUAUUAUGGGUUUACAGACAUUGUACGAACUUGGCGCUUUGGAUGACUUUGGUAAAAUUACUAGACGUGGGGAACAAAUGGCUCUCCUACCGCUCCAACCUCAUUUAAGUAGCGUCUUGAUUAGGGCAGGCGAGACUGGGUGUUUAGGAAAGGUCAUUGACAUUGUUUCCUGUUUGAGUGUCGAAAAUUUGUUGCUUAAUCCACAACCUGAAGAACGGGAUGAAGUCAAUGAACGUCGUUUAUCUCUGUGUACGGAUGGUAAGAGAUAUGGUGAUUUGAUUAUGAUGAAAGAACUUUUUGAUAUAUAUUUUUAUGAAUUAGACAAUGGAACAGCAUCUGCUUCAGAAAGGCAAGAUUGGUGUAAAGAAUUGUGUAUAUCAUACCGUGGAUUCAAAAACGUUGUGAAGGUAAGAGAACAAUUAAGGAUGUAUUGUAAAAAACUUUUCAACUCUUCUGAUUUAAUAGAUGAUGUGGAUACAAGGAGAGUUGGUGGAAAUAACGAUGAAGUUGCUCAGAUUUUAAAAUGUUUCUUGAGUGGGUUCUCUAAGAACAGUGCCAUUGGUAUGCCUGAUAGAUCGUAUCGUACAGUAACAACCGGUGAGACCAUAAGUGUUCAUCCGUCUUCAAUUCUUUUCUUAAACAAAUCAUGUCCUGCUAUAAUGUACACUGAAUUUGUAUUCACUACCAAAGGUUAUGCAAGAAAUGUUAGCAGGAUCGAACUUGCGUGGUUACAAGAGACUUUACAUAACAGCACUCCUGUUGUUAAACAGAAAAUAGCUAAAUAA
Kazachstania africana CBS 2517 is the source of this 2172-nucleotide messenger RNA. It is a transcript of the gene DHR2, whose product is annotated as RNA helicase. NCBI's taxonomy places the organism in Eukaryota, Fungi, Ascomycota, Saccharomycetes, Saccharomycetales, Saccharomycetaceae. Gene Ontology annotation, molecular function: ATP binding; RNA binding. The coding region runs from base 1 to 2172 and encodes 723 amino acids. Gene Ontology annotation, cellular component: intracellular anatomical structure; catalytic step 2 spliceosome. The transcript has a single exon. The record is from RefSeq and is a predicted model, not a curated record.